UAUUGAAAUUCUAGAUCCAUUUUGGAAGACUUUUAAAGUUUCCUGUUAUAAUUUUCUUUAUACGCAAAAAAUCACAGGUCAAGUUAGUCUAUGCUGCAAGUUUCAAGAUAUUUUAUGAAUUUAAAGAUGAAGUUAUGAGAUUCGUCGGGUGGCAAUAUUGUUGAUUUCGAAGUUGACCGAUUUAGCGUCCUUAGAAACGCAGUUAUUUUUCUGUCGCCAUGUCCUUGUUCCAUGUGUUAUUGUGCGCGUUCCGUACUUCACUGAAAAAUUUAAUGCGCCCACGUCUCUGUUUCGUUUCGUUGUUGGGGUGUUACCAUGCCGAGCUAGAUUGCAUCCAACAACAAAAUAAACAAUUAGCUGCACUUGCGAGGUUCGUUUAUUUGGUCUUGAAAGAUUGAUUUGUUUAUUUUGGAAUUUCGAUCUGUAUCAUUAAAAGAAGUGAAAUCAGAACAUUUUUCGCAAUGGUUAGCCGUUGAUCCGGAACAUUGUAGUGGUUCUGAUUUAGGCCGAAUAUUGUUGAGAGAGGUUCCGGUACAAAAUGGUGGAGAACGAGCAGCCUGUCCAAGUUGUUGUAAGGUGCAGACCUAUCACUGACAAUGAGAAAUCGCGAGGUGCAACGAGAGUGGUAAAAAUAAGUGGAGAUAGGAUCCUUCUGCAUAACCCAUACCCAACAAGCGGCGUUAAAGAGCACAACUUUGCUUUUGGUCACUGUUAUUUUUGGGACACAAAAACUGACCAGGUUUACAAAGAACUAGGUGAAACUUUACUACGUCGUACGUUGGAAGGGUAUAAUUCAACAGUUUUAGCAUAUGGACAAGUUGGAUCUGGGAAAACGCAUACACUGACUGGUUCACUCGAAGAACCGGGUUUGCUUGCGCUAUUCAGCCAGGCGUUGGCCAAGAAAGUCGAAGAGUCAUCCAAGGAAAAGCGCUUUUUUAUGACUGUUUCGUUUGCAGAAAUUUCGGAUGAAUGUGUACGCGAUCUUUUGAAUCCAAGUGGCCGGGAUCUCAGGAUAAGAAAACAUCCACAGUUAGGCACUUACAUUGAUGAUAUUGCAGAGCUUACUGUCAGCACACAUGAAGAUAUUGUGAGACUUCAUGAGCAAGGUAACAAGGUGAGCAAAUUCACAGUCUCAGAUUUUGAGGCAUCCAGAGCCAAAGCAAGUACAGUCUUCACUCUCUCCUUUGAACAGAAAGCGAAAGGCAAAGGAGAAAAACAGGGUUUGCUUUCAAGGGUAUCAUUUAUUGAUCUUGCAGGGUCAAACCACUCUAGUCAGUCAGAGGACAGUAAUUUUGUUUCAAAAAGUAUUGCCUCAUUGUCUUCAGUCAUCUCCACCCUAAAUAACCAAAAAUCUUCAACCACACAGUACAGAGAAUCUUCACUGACCAAGCUCUUACAAGAUGCUUUGGGUGGUAAUUCAUUUACCACAUUUCUUUUGACGAUAUCACCAUCUGAUUCUGAGUAUUAUGAGAGCCUUUCAACCUUGCAAGCUGGUACAUUGAUGCAAAAUAUCAAAACAGUGCCUCGCAUUAAUCAAAAUGACAAUACAGCUGUCAUUUCAGAACUCAGAGAAAAGAUAAACAGGUUAAGAGACAAAAUGGCAGGUACAUCUGGUGUGAUUACUGAUAUGCCAGAGCCUAGUGAUGUGGAGCGUAUGGAGGAGCUCAUUAAAGAUUUGCAAAUUGCAAAGUUGCAAACCUGGGAAGAGAAGGAAAGGCUAUCUGAAAUGUAUGAGGAAGAAAGACGUCAUCAUUUGUCAAAUAAAGGGAUAUUGGAUUGGGUACUAGAUUCAAUGAAAAAGGAAAGUAAAGAAAUUCAACAGAGAUUGGCUACAUUGCAGAAAGAGAAAGAUAAGCUAAUGAUUGACUACAAGGAGAAAAGAAAAGUUGUUGAUGACUUGAAAGAUGUGUUGCAAAACAUGAUAACUGAGUAUUCAAAACUCACAGAAAUCGGGAAAGCAGGGGAUGAUGAAGGAAAAAAGAAAGUUGCAGAAAUUCAUAGUUUGAAAGAGCAGUUGAAGCAAGAGAGUGAGCAAAUGAAAAAGUUGAAACAGCAAUUAAAAGACAUCCAGGAAAAACAAAAAAGUGAAAAGGAAGAGGCAAAGUCACAGACAUCUGGAAUGAAAGGCAACUGGGAUUUGCUGCAGAAACUAGAAACAGAGCAGAGAGAAAAGUUAGAGAAAGAAAACAUAGCAACCCUUGCUGAUGAAAUGGAUAGGAUCAAAAUUGAAAGUGAGCAGGAGAAGGCUGAUCUGAAAAUGAAGGUAGCCCAUGGAAGUCAGUACAAUGAAGAUCAAGCCUUAAAGAUUGAAAUGGAAUUGAUUGACUUGAAAGCAGAGAAAUCUGUAAUGGCAAUCAAACUCAAAUCAUUGGAAGCAGAGAAAAAGCAAAUAAAGAAGGAUCUCGAAGAAGUUUAUAAAAGACACAAAGAAGAACAAGAGUUACAGCAACUGCAACAUUUUCAGACUUUUAGAAAUUACAGAGAAGUGUUUGAAGAACAAAGAGCUUCACUGGAACAAAGGUACAGAGCCCUUUUGGAAGAUUCUAUUCAGGAUGCCAUUUUCCUGUCUUCAAGAAAUCAAGAAUUGAUUGAUGAAAAUCAGAACUUGAGGCAAGAAAUUGCUGAUUUAAGAGACCAAAUAAGCAUGAGCGGUGAAAGACCUACGUCACCAUUAAGUGAAUGAAAAAGCUCUUGAUACCAUAAAACUUUUAACUUUUUUAGACAAAACUAACUGCUAAUGUUGGCGUUAACAUGAUCCUUUAACAACCAUUCAUUGAAUGGUUAGUCACAUAAUAGAAUGUUUGAUUACCUUAUUACAACUAAUUUUUAAAAAGUUAUUGUUUUCAAUGUGAACCCUUAUUUCACAGAAGGUAUAAAGCAUUGGAUGUUUUAUGGGAGACUUGGGGUACCACUUUAUCUUAUGUCAACAAUGAGUUGUUGUGUCAUUUGAAAACUCCAUAUAGAGAUUAUUUUUGUAGGCAACACUUUUGAGUAAACUGCUAUAAAAUUUGUUGCAGAUUACAGCAACUCUUGAUUAGCAUUAUUUAUUUGUUGAAUAACGUAAUAAUUCUUCUUGAUUGAAAACCAGAAAGUAUACUGACUUCAAAAGAUUAUAUUUUGUUUCAGCUAGUGCAUGGUAUGUGUUAGUUAUAAAUGUAAUAUAUGUACACUUGUUCCUUAUAGACCAGCUUAAAAAUGCAUUAAGACUUAUGUACAAUUAAUUACUUGAUCAAAGCAGGUCCCUGUCCUUAGAGCUAUCAGCGAUGCUAAUAUUCUUUAAUGUCAAAGUCUCAGAACACUCUCCUAUGGAAGUAAUAAGAACAUGCCUUGAAGUAUAUCUAUUAACCAGAAGCUAUUAGAGUUAAACUUUCCUUACAACACAGGUUUAUUAAUCAUUUACCGAAAGUUGCAACACAGGUUUGUCAUAUAUCUAUUUACCAAAAGUUGCAACACAGGUUUGGUAAUUUAGGAGUGUCCCUUGCAAACUUUAAAGGAGGAGGGGUUAGUUUUCCCAUUUUAGUAAAUUGAAUGGUCAAAAAUUUAUCAUUCACACUUUCAGUUGACAAAAUUUAUUGCAAACUGUCCUUGUGUAUGCCUUGCAAAUAUUUUUGUCAAUUAGUUAGGCUGGUAAAAGAGUGGAAAGUUUUAUGAUACAACCAUCUGCGACCAUCAACUAUGUA
Molecule: messenger RNA, 3680 nt
Organism: Rhopilema esculentum
Lineage: Eukaryota; Metazoa; Cnidaria; Scyphozoa; Rhizostomeae; Rhizostomatidae
Product: kinesin-like protein KIF13A
Biological process (GO): mitotic spindle organization; microtubule-based movement; spindle elongation
Cellular component (GO): microtubule associated complex
Molecular function (GO): microtubule binding; microtubule motor activity; ATP binding
Source: RefSeq, a predicted model, not a curated record